UCUUCCUGAAAAAGUUCCCCUUAAAUCCGGACGCUAUGAACUAUAAAACAAAAUUACCCUAUUCAAAUUCAUAAUGAUCUUGCACAGAUUAAUUAAGUUUGUGCUAUUUGCCGGCACCUUUUACUUGGGCAAGGAACUGGGUGGCUGGGACGAUCCAGUCGAACCGGAAAUCGGUAAACUCAAGCUAGAAACAGAAGAUUCUGUUGAGACAGAAAGUUCUUCGGGUGGCCAAUCAGUAGAAAAGAAGGUCCCCAAUUUCCAGAACACUUUCUUCGAUGACGAGGACAAACGUAAACUUAAACGCAAGAAGGAGGAUUUGGAGAAAAAGUUUUGUCCCAGAGGGAGCAUCUGCGAGCCACCUCCAAAGCCUCUGAGCGAAAGCGUUGGCGAUGCUCUUUACGACACCUGGCUGGCCCUUAAAAAGAUUCCAUCCUACUGGAGCAGCGCAUUCGAAUCCAUGGCAACUAGCAUUUGUCGUCUUAUUAAGGGGGAUAGAUAACAGAAAGUUCAUAUGGACCAUUUAAAAGACUUUUGGCUAACAAAACUUAGCAAGCUUUCCUUUUAACAUUAAAAAACAAGUAUUUCAAUUUAACAACCGAUAUGCAAUAGAUACAUUUGUUUUCACACAACCCAAAUUAAAA
This is a messenger RNA of Drosophila subpulchrella, 641 nucleotides long. RefSeq lists its product as uncharacterized. Bases 74 to 499 code for a protein of 141 amino acids. NCBI's taxonomy places the organism in Eukaryota, Metazoa, Arthropoda, Insecta, Diptera, Drosophilidae. The transcript has 2 exons. The record is from RefSeq and is a predicted model, not a curated record.